ACUGGCUGCAUCACAUUAAUACCAGGAUCUCACCUACAACCUCCUGUGUCUCCUAAACAAAGUUUGUAAAGUGUAUUCAGGAAGAAACAAACUUCUAACUAUGCUGAAGGUUGUCAAGAUGAACUGCCAUGACCGGCGGUUACGGCAAACCGAACCAGAGGGAAUACAUACAGAACGCCAUGCUGCUUCACCCCCCCAGCACUCAAGGGUUAAUGGUUGGUCUUUACCGCUGCACAUAUUCCAGCUAAUAGCUUGGCUUUUAUAUUCAUAUUUGGCUAUUGUGGGUUUUGGGAUUUAUAUACCUCUUCUACCAUAUGGAUGGAAAUACGCUGCAUACGCUAUAAUUGGAGUAAUAUUUGUAUGUCAUUUGGUUUCACAUCUGGUUGCUGUUACUAUAGAUCCAGCUGAAUCAAAUGUUUUGGCUAAGAAAAACUACAAUCUUCCAAUGCCUAUUUUUGAUAAGGACAAACAUAAACACGUCAUCCAAAAUCUUCACUGCUAUCUGUGUGAAGUCAGUGUUGGAUCCAAAACCAAACACUGCAGUGCUUGUAACAAAUGUAUUGCAGAUUUUGAUCACCAUUGCAAGUGGCUAAAUAAUUGCGUUGGUGGAAAGAACUAUUGGUUUUUCUUCAACACGGUGGUAUCUGCUGUUCUUGGCAUUCUGCUGAUUGUUAUAGUGAUUCUAUAUGUUUUUAUCCAGCAUUUUGUAAAUCCUGCUGAACUUCGGAUGUCUCCUCAGUUUGAAAAAGUUAAGCAGAACAACACAUGGCUGGUGUUCCUUCCGCUUGCGCCUGUGGAGUCACCUGCAGCAGGAAUUCUUACUGUUGCUGUGAUUACUUUCCUAUUAGGGAUUGUAUCACUAAUACUUCUUGGACACUUACUGGUAUUUCAUAUUUAUUUAUUGAUGAAGAAGCUGAGCACCUAUGAUUAUGUCAUGCAGCAAAGGAUCCAGAAUACUGCAAGAUCUCAAGAAACAUUUCCUGAAUCUUCACAGACUACUUUAGAGAGAGCUUCAGAUCUACACAAUCUGUCAUUUGAUGAACCUAAGAAGGAUUAUCCUGUUUCAUCAAGGUCCAGUGCAGUGAAGUAUCAGGAAAGUAUGCAACUGCCACUUAGACAACCAAGUGUCAUAUGCGCUGAACCAUAUGAUGUGACAUCUUUAAACAGCUUAAACACUGAUCAUCAGAUUUUACCAACUAAUUUGGGAGACGUGAAGAAGAAAGUGAAUGUGAAAAAAGAAAUGGGCAAUACGAGGACCAGCAAUUGUGCUGAAGCUCAAGAAAAAUCAGAUGUAUUCUUAUCUGGGACCCCUGAUAACAUAGUCCAAUCAUUAACAAAGUCUUCUCUGGAAAACCAACUUUUUAAUGAAAUUCCAUCCAAGCAACAACCUUUAGGAAGUAUGACAUCAGCAAAAACAAUAGCUACUGCUAUGAGUUCAGACAAUGAAAUGGGCAUCUCAGAAACAACUAAUUCCCCUUCAAGAGAUGAGGAAGCUUCUGUUUUAGUGAAUUUGCCAACAAGUAUUGUUUACUGGACACCACAUUUAAGUGAGGGUUAUGAAACCUUACAAAAUAAACAGAGAACUAUGCCUAUAUCUCCAUUUGAUGGAUCAAGGCCUCCUGAAGUGCCACGUCUUUCUCUCUGAGGAAAACUGUAAAUUAUAUAAGUACUGAGGGCCAAAUAGCGCAUAUUACAAAGCUCCAAGGAUGUUUUAUAUUCGAUACAAACUAAAUUUUACUGAACAAUCAUUUGCACCUUCAAGCCAAAAUGUUUUCAUCUACAAAACAAUACAAAAUACUCUCUAUUUUUUAUGUGUGUAUAAAAAAAAGGCUGCAGUUUAUUGAGUAUUGUUCUGGGAGCCAAGAAGUCAAUACAAUUUUUCUUUUUACUUUUUUAUGAAGGCCUAAACCAGGUUUCCCAGAUUAUUUUUUCAUGGAACCCUAAUAUUACUUUUUUGUGAUAAUGGGUCCCACAAAAACAUUUUUCUAUAAAAAGUAUGUUUUAAAAGUUAAUACUUGAAGAAUGAAAAGAUGGCAGCUAUAGCUGUACAGUCAUGACUAGUAGUUAUACAAUGUUGAGGAGGGAUUGCGAGGUACUGAAAAGUAGAUGUGUAUAUCUUAUUAAUGUUUCAUGCAUUUUUACCAUGUCGCAGGCAAUAGAUAGUUACUUGAAAGAUGGUUGAUACAUUCACAACUUUGAAGCUCACAAAAGUUUCCAUAGUAGACUUAAAGGGACAUGAAACCCACAUUUUUUCUUUCAUGAUAUAGAAAGAGCAUACAAUUAUAAACAACUUUCUAAUUUACUUCUAUCAUCUAAUUUGCUUCAUUCUCUUGAUAUUUGCUGAAAAGCAUAUGUAGAUAUGCUUAUUAGCUGCUGAUUGGUAGCUGCACAUAGAUGCCUCCUGUGAUUGGUUCACUGUGUGCAUUGCU
Molecule: messenger RNA, 2429 nt
Organism: Bombina bombina (fire-bellied toad)
Lineage: Eukaryota; Metazoa; Chordata; Amphibia; Anura; Bombinatoridae
Product: palmitoyltransferase ZDHHC11
Exons: 11
Coding region: 101-1645 (514 amino acids)
Biological process (GO): peptidyl-L-cysteine S-palmitoylation; protein targeting to membrane
Cellular component (GO): Golgi apparatus; endoplasmic reticulum
Molecular function (GO): protein-cysteine S-palmitoyltransferase activity
Source: RefSeq, a predicted model, not a curated record